Molecule: messenger RNA, 1530 nt
Organism: Glarea lozoyensis ATCC 20868
Lineage: Eukaryota; Fungi; Ascomycota; Leotiomycetes; Helotiales; Helotiaceae
Product: HAD-like protein
Exons: 3
Coding region: 1-1530 (509 amino acids)
Molecular function (GO): protein serine/threonine phosphatase activity
Source: RefSeq, a predicted model, not a curated record
AUGAACUCCCUUAACAUACUCUCGGCGCGAGUCUCGCCGCCCCAGACGCCAACUACCUCGAGGACUAACUCGCACGCGAACCUUCUGUCUGCAACUGAUCGCAGAAACUCGAGAGACAGUAUUCUGGAGGAGAAAGUGCCAUACGAUGUAGAUGUACAAGAAGGGGAUUUCGAUGGCGACAGUACUAUACAGGAGGAGACCCCUCUCCUCAGCAAAGAAGCGAACAGUUAUCCACCAGAACAGUUUAGUUGGCAUAGGAUACCUAAAAGAAUCUCGACAGCAGUCAUCGAAUCUCUGCGCUGGAUGCUUUCUACAUUAGCUACUCCCGGCAUAUACUUAAUCGCCUGCCUUUACGACGAGGGAGGGAACUUCGCACCCUUUUCACAACUGAGGAAGCUCGGUACCCCAUUCUCUCGGAAUGACACGCAACGGUCGGGCGGCAGAGACGGUGCAAAUUCUCAAGAAAAUUCUAUGCGGCUAGGAAAGACCAGUCAUGAGAAGAGACAGAGCCGCCGGAAUUCGGUCGCAGGCAGUCGAAAGAUUGCAUCUAAUUCUUCCUCCUCGGGACUUUCCUCGGAAUCAGAAUCGGAUCGAGACCUUUCUCAUGUGGAAGACAGUCUAGACUCGCCGGCAGUGAGACGCCACGUGCGUCCGAAGUCUCUAGAACCUUUGGAUGAAGUCGCUCCCACAAGACGUUCCAUCCGCAUCAAACUUCACAAUGAAGAUAGCAUGCGGCAGAGGAAACAUCGGCGUACACAGUCUUCGAGUAUGCAGAACAGUGACCCUAGCAAUGUGUCCACCGGGGAUGUACCUUCUGCUUCUAUAAAAUCACCGACAUCGCCUUCUUCCUCACUUCUGAUGACCAGAUAUCCUCGUGCUCCUGCUGCCCCACGACCGCUUAUACCAGAGCGGCAACCUUCAUACGUACUUCCAGACCCACUCAGUGGUAGAGUGAUUCAAAAGACCCUCAUCCUAGAUCUCGACGAAACACUCAUCCAUAGCAUGGCCAAAGGUGGUCGUAUGGGUACCGGCCACAUGGUAGAGGUAAAGUUGAAUACAGUGGUUGGAGCAGGCGGGAACGCAACUUUGGGCCCUCAACAUCCAAUCUUAUAUUACGUUCACAAAAGGCCACAUUGUGAUGACUUCUUGAGAAAGGUGUGCAAAUGGUACAACUUGGUCGUUUUUACAGCUUCGGUCCAGGAGUACGCAGACCCAGUCAUUGAUUGGUUAGAGCAGGAGCGCAAAUUCUUCUCGGGACGAUAUUAUCGCCAGCAUUGUACAUUUCGGCACGGGGCUUUCAUUAAAGAUCUGAGCUCGGUCGAGCCGGAUCUUAGUAAGGUCAUGAUCUUGGACAACAGCCCUUUGAGUUAUAUGUUUCACCGAGAUAAUGCUAUACCAAUAGAAGGUUGGAUCAAUGAUCCAACUGACAAUGACCUGCUGCAUCUCGUGCCUCUGCUGGAGGGCCUUCAGUGGGUGACAGAUGUUAGAGCUCUGCUGGGGCUACGAGGGGGUGAAGAUGGGAAGCAAUAG